AGUUGUAGUAGUAGUAAAUAAUUGAAAAGAAAAAUGUGUGUGUAUUGAAAGAAAUAAUAUGCAUAAAUAUAAGAGGAAAAUCGAAGAAUUUAGUUCAGUAAUCAACAUUCAGUUGUGUUGUAAAUUUAUCAAAUUUAAUUUGUAAUUUUUUUGUAACUUUUAAUUGAAUAAUAAUGACUGGUCGUGGUAAAGGUGGAAAAGGAUUAGGAAAAGGUGGUGCAAAACGUCAUCGUAAGGUUUUGCGUGAUAAUAUCCAAGGUAUUACAAAACCAGCUAUUCGAAGAUUAGCUCGUCGUGGCGGUGUGAAACGUAUAUCAGGAUUGAUAUAUGAAGAAACACGAGGUGUACUUAAAGUUUUCUUAGAAAAUGUUAUAAGAGAUGCUGUUACAUAUACAGAACAUGCUAAAAGAAAGACUGUAACUGCAAUGGAUGUUGUUUAUGCAUUGAAAAGACAAGGCCGUACUCUAUAUGGUUUUGGAGGUUAA
Molecule: messenger RNA, 485 nt
Organism: Condylostylus longicornis
Lineage: Eukaryota; Metazoa; Arthropoda; Insecta; Diptera; Dolichopodidae
Product: histone H4
Exons: 1
Coding region: 174-485 (103 amino acids)
Biological process (GO): nucleosome assembly
Cellular component (GO): nucleosome
Molecular function (GO): DNA binding; protein heterodimerization activity; structural constituent of chromatin
Source: RefSeq, a predicted model, not a curated record